Messenger RNA from Hypomesus transpacificus, 2460 nucleotides. RefSeq names its product G protein-coupled receptor 171 (gene gpr171). The transcript has 5 exons. Bases 234 to 1370 code for a protein of 378 amino acids. Gene Ontology annotation, molecular function: G protein-coupled purinergic nucleotide receptor activity. Gene Ontology annotation, biological process: G protein-coupled receptor signaling pathway. The record is from RefSeq and is a predicted model, not a curated record. NCBI's taxonomy places the organism in Eukaryota, Metazoa, Chordata, Actinopteri, Osmeriformes, Osmeridae. Gene Ontology annotation, cellular component: membrane.
ACACAUACAAAACACACACAAAAACAGACACACAUCGUACACACACACACAAACACCCACAUACACACAUCCUGGCCUCUGUGGUGAGUCUCAGUCUGACACAAAACUGAACAGAAGGAAGUGCCAGAUCCAGACCAGCCAAUGACAGCUCCGAUAAGACCACCCGGAUCACACAGCACAGCAGACGGACGCACCAGGGUGAUCAGGGGUGUGGGAGAAGUUGAACUUCACAAAUGGAGCACGUCAACUCAUCAUCUCCGGUAAACAGCACCCUGGGGAAUGACUCCUGUUGCGACAUCCAGGACGUACCGCAAACGUUCUUCAUAACCACCUACGGACUGGUGUUCCUCCUGGGUCUGGUUCUGAACGGCAUCACGGUUCGCGUGUACUUCUGCCAAGCCCAGCGGCGCCCCUCAAGUGUGACAGUCUACCUGAAGAAUCUGGUCGUUGCCGACUUCCUUCUCAGCCUCUGUAUCCCGCUGCGGAUCGCUAACUACGCGAGCAGGUCCGUCAUGCGAAGAGUAUACUGCUCUUUCGGGGCGUCCGCUUUCUAUCUGAACAUGUACGCCAGCAUUCUCUUCAUGGACUACAUCGCAGCGAACAGGUACCUAAAGAUUGUCCGCCCGCUGGAGAAUCACUCCUUUCAGACUGUCCGCUCAGCCCACCUCGUCUCCAUAGCAACCUGGUCUGUCCUGGUGACCAUGAUGUGCAUCUACGUGACUCUGCAUCUCGUCACCAGUCAGGACGAGACGCAGCCCUGCAUGGCCCUGGGCUGCGACACCACGCACAGCCCUGAGAUGCACCUCUUCUACAAGAUCAUCCACUCCUCCCUGGCGGCCAUCUUCCUGUUUGUCCUGGUCUCCCUGGUGCUGCUGUACCGUGGAACCUGCUGGAGGCUGGAGCAGGCGCAGCGGGCCCGAAGGACCGCCUGCCGCAAGCUGAGCAGGUCCAGGAGCAACAUGCGUGUUCUGGUGGGCGUGUUCUGCGUGUGUUUCGUUCCCUACCACCUGGUGCGUGUGCCCUACGCCUUGUUCAAGCGCAGGUGCGAGUGGGCGAGGCUUUUCUACUUCCUGAAGGAGGGGACGGUGCUGCUGUCGGUUCUCAACGCUUGCCUGGACCCGUUUAUUUACUUCAUUUUCAGCAAGGCCUUCAGAGAGCAGCUGGGAGUCGGGGGAGCCUCGAACGUCACCCAGACCCAGCUGGAGAUGAGGGGAGCCUCGAACGUCACCCAGACCCAGCUGGAGAUGAGGAGAGCCUCGAACGUCACCCAGACCCAGCUGGAGAUGAGGAGGAACAGCGAGGGUCUCCUGGGACUCCAGAGGACAGAGAAAACUAUCGUCACCACGUCUAGACGGACAAGUGUGAUUUAGCACCAAGGCCCACUAUUCCACUAUUGGUCAGUGGGACCUGUUGAGUAGCUGAUCUCUUCCACUAUUGGUCAGUGGGACUUGUUGACUAAUUGAAGGGAACUCUUAUGAAGGAUCAAUGCAAUAUUGAGUAAAAUAUGUGUUCUAUUAUAAUUAAGUUAUUUUAUGACUGUUCUUUACUGCUGAAAUUUUGCAAAGAUAUCUAUUCCUCGAAAUGACUACAAUCUGCUGUGAAAAGUCACAAUCCCCUUUUAUGAUUCUGAGAAAUGUGACUAAUUAUAUAAGGUCAAAAGGAGGAGGUGGUGGAAGAUAGUCAAGUAGUCUGCAUUAAAGAUCCGAUCAAUUAUUAUUGUCACCUCACUUCCUCAUCACAGUUCCUGAACACAGGCGGCUCCUCUAUUCUAGUUCCAUAAAAUUAAACUCAAUUUCAACCACAGGGUCCUACAACCAGGAAAUGACACGCACACACACACCUCAGGAAGGUCUCUUUGACAGGAGAGCCUCGUUUUGUCAGAUCUACAGACACUGUGGAAGGUUGAGGCUUGCGUGAUGACACGAGCAGGAAGCUACUGUCUAGUUAAAUGUCAGGAUACGCAGGGGUGGGGCUUGCUGGCAGAUACUGACUAAGAUCACCCCGGAACCCAGGACCCUGGCCAGCAGGAGCCGCUGUCCUAACAGAGGAGUGGUCACAGAGUCGCUUGGGAGGACUGUAUCACACCAGACUUUAGCGUCUAAGUUGGGUUGAAUAUCAUCGCUGUACCAUUGCAGCUCUGUAGAGUCACACUGUGUGGUUUAUCUGAUGAGAUUAAGAAUAGUUGACAUGAAGUGUGGCCUGACCCAGGCACUUGUCUUCUCUCCCACCCUCCCCUGGAUCUCUACACGUGGUCAGCAACUUUACUAUGACAAACGAACAGGAGGGAGCAUUCAUCAAAAUCAUUUAACUUUGUAAAAGAAACUACAUUUAUUACAUCAGAUGAGCGAACAGCACUUCCUACAACAGUCUAACCAACAGUGAAGAAACAACCUGUAACACGACAGACGAGAUCCACCCACCUUCUGUGAAGUGACGACAACGCCCCCGCCCCCCCAAAAA